Molecule: messenger RNA, 2166 nt
Organism: Strongylocentrotus purpuratus (purple sea urchin)
Lineage: Eukaryota; Metazoa; Echinodermata; Echinoidea; Camarodonta; Strongylocentrotidae
Product: receptor-type tyrosine-protein phosphatase U
Exons: 8
Coding region: 27-1676 (549 amino acids)
Molecular function (GO): protein binding
Source: RefSeq, a predicted model, not a curated record
UCCGAGUGAUACUUAUAACCUCCUUGAUGGUGCUCAUCCACGGGAUGGAAGGCGCUAUCGAUGUCUGCCUUUCAUACGGGAAUUACGAAUGCAACCAAUCUCCACCCGUGUUCGGAGUUCCACUACCAUCAUUUUGUAACAUGACAGCGAACUGUCCCCCUCUUGACGAUUUUGACGACGGAGUCCGCUCUGGAGAUUCACCCCCUUUCUACCACAAUGAACAGGUGUCAUACACGUGUAACAAUGGUUUCACGUUGGUUGGCUCCUCAUCCCUCACGUGUGAUGACGGAGCUUGGAAUGACGAUCAACCAGUCUGCUUAGCAAAUUGCGUUGUGAGUGCUGUACCGGAUUCAGAUUAUUCAUCGGGGGGUUCAGUCACGCAUGGUACGACUUUCAACGUAACGUGUGACUCUGGCUUUUCCACGGGUACGACAAGGGCCACAGAGUUCUCCUGUAAUGAUGGUGUCCUGUCUCCUGUUACACUACCUACAUGUUACGUCUUGCCAGGAGUAUCAAUAUUGCUUCCAGAGAGAGUGAACCCAUACCAACCAUCUAGCUUCACAUGUUAUGCUCGGGGUAACCCAGUUCCUGAGGCGUCCUCGGUUCAUCUUUAUAGACGUAGUGGAAGCAACUAUAACACGACAGGAAUCACCAGGAGAUCAAGCACUGUCUCAGGGUCAGAACGAGCUGUUGUCUUUGAUGUUGAUAGUGUGUAUCCACAGGACUUUGGGGGAUACCAGUGUCGUCUUUACUUUGAGAAUAACACCUAUUACAGUAAGCUUAUUACCAACGCAACCUAUGUUCUGCCAGUCCUUGAGUCAAAAGUGGAGGUUACCAGCACGUCAACUUCAGUUGGUCUUCAAUGGAACGCAUGGUCUGAUGGAGUUGACAUAGGGGAUCCUCCUUUGGUAGGAUAUGAUGUCUUUGCACAGAAGGAUGGUAAAUGGGUAGCGGUUCAGAGCGUAGACCAACCCACAACAUCAGCCAUCGUUAUCAACCUGACAUCUGAUACAGAUUACAUAUUUUGUGUAGCAGCAGUGAGGGAAGGAACAGGUGGAACAGGACAUGUGUGUCCUAGCAACGGCACAAGGACUCACUGUGGAAAACCCAGUGCUUCUCCAACUGGACUACAAGUGGCAGCCAUCAACCCUAAAGAGCUAGAGGUGAAAUGGGAGCACCUCCCCACAGAAUCGGCAGAAUGCAGGAGUGGGGUGACUCAUUAUAUGAUCUACUACGUUUCCACUGGGUCAACUUCUUUAAACUCUCUCAUGGUUCCUAAUGACACAAGCUCCUACACAUUAAGAGGGUUGGAAACCUAUCUGGACUAUACCAUCCAACUGACUGCAUCGAAUAAAGACGAGGAGAGUGACAGGAGCAGUGAGACUGCCAGCAAAACAAUUGAAGAGGUUGCUCCCGCUCCAAUAAAUUUGACUAUACCGCAGAUUACUAAAAGCUCCUUCACUGUAUCCUGGUCUACCCCUUUACCAUCUAACAUCAAUGGUAACAUCCAGAAGUAUAUCAUCCGCUUCAAGCGAACUGAUUCAGCUGUUGAUGGCGAUUAUGGGAUGGAGGAAGUAUGGACUAGUGCAUUUGAUGGGAAACAUACUGUGACGGCCGUUCUGCCCCGUGAAAUGAAGUAUACUGUUCAGGCAAGAUUAUUAGACCUCAACACUUAAGACCCAAAGAUUAAGGGAAUGUUCAAUCUCUUCAGAUUUUAGUAUAUUGAAGAAUGAGCUGUUAUUAAAGCGCUGUUGGAAAAAUUAUCUACUUUUUUGGAUGAAAGGUCUAAGGGUGUUGUGAUCUACAGUAGUAGAUCCGUCGUCGGACUGUGGGUCACAGGGUCCGCGGUUCGAGUCUCGCUACGGCACUAAUGUCCUUUGGCAAAAUAUUAAUCUACAUUUGCCACUCUCCACCCAGGUGUUAAUUGUGUCCCGGUAGGAAGCAAUUCAAUUAAUACUGUAAGCACCGAAGUCUGCUGCCUAGCAAAGCCGGGGUAAUAGGUAGAGCGCCUUGAUCACCAUGCAUGGUGGAUAUGUGCAUGGUGGAUAUAAUCAUAUAAAUAUCUAAUAAUGUUAGUAUUAGAUCACAAAGUUAUUCUUUUUCAGAUUCAUACCACUGAUUUAAAAACAUAUCAGAUUUGAAUGCGUAAAGUAUUGAUAUGAUGAG